Messenger RNA from Ipomoea nil (Japanese morning glory), 657 nucleotides. RefSeq lists its product as uncharacterized. The record is from RefSeq and is a predicted model, not a curated record. Bases 10 to 534 code for a protein of 174 amino acids. Lineage: Eukaryota; Viridiplantae; Streptophyta; Magnoliopsida; Solanales; Convolvulaceae. The transcript is spliced from 2 exons.
GUCCACGUAAUGUGGAUAGCGCGAGGAAAACUAGGUGGUUCGACAACUCGGAUAAGAAUCCACGUGCUAAACUACGUUCAUAGAAUCCGUCCAACAUUCAUUCAAACAGCGCCCACAGUUCUCUUCCAACCAUCACCGUCGGUUUCUGAACUUUCUGCGCUUCCCGCACCUAUAAAUUACUGCGUUUUACUUCCCCAGAUUGAUUCUCCUACUACCCAGAACCUCUGUUUUACAGUUUUAAGGAUAAAGAUCAAAGCUUUCAUGGCGCCAACUGCUGCAAUGCUGCUACUGAACCACCAUAGCAGACAGUCUCACCAUCAUCAUCAUCAUCAUUCCUCGUCGCCUCCAAAUGUGACAGUGGCUCAAGUCAAGGCAUCAGUGGAGAAAUGGGUUUCAAAUCUUAACGGCAUCCUUCAUCUCCAGCAAAGAUCGGACGCGCCGGAAAAACAGCCCACACCGGAUCGGAAAAUGGAAAGCGCCGGAAAAGCAAACUCGAAAAUGGAAAGCCAAGAAACAAUGGGAUUUUGGCUCUGAAAGUUUUUCUCAACUUUUUCAAAGAAAAUGUAUCUGUUAAUAGUUUCAUGUUAUGCCAUUUCAUUUCAUUUGUGACACUCCUUGAAUGAUAAUUGAAUAUAAAGUACAGAUUUGUUCAUAUGA